AUGAACAACCUUCCGUUCAAGUAUCCGGAGAUGGAGGACCUCCCUGAUCGACACGUACAAAGAGCACGGCCAUUCGAGCACGUUGGCAUCGACUAUUUUGGUCCCCUCACGGUAAAAGAGCGCGAUGAAACCGUCAAAGCCCAUGGUACUAUCAUGACGUGUACAGUGACAAGGCUUCUCCACUUGGAACUCGUGUCAGAUAUGACUACUGCUAAUUUGCUAAACGCUUUACGAAGGUUCUUUGCUAGGAGAGGUGUCCCAACCUCGAUCACUUCGGCCCUAAUUUCUUCUAGGAGAGCAGGAUGCUGUACUGCCGGUCAUCAACGACAAAUCCUUUGCCAACGUCAUGGCUACAAAGAGAAUCACGUGGAAGACAAUCACGCCUCACGCUCCGUGGCAGGGAGCUUUCUGUGA
This is a messenger RNA of Necator americanus (New World hookworm), 414 nucleotides long. RefSeq lists its product as uncharacterized. Lineage: Eukaryota; Metazoa; Nematoda; Chromadorea; Rhabditida; Ancylostomatidae. The transcript has a single exon. The record is from RefSeq and is a predicted model, not a curated record. Gene Ontology annotation, molecular function: nucleic acid binding. Bases 1 to 414 code for a protein of 137 amino acids.